AUGUCGUAUGUUCUCAUCUCCGACACGUACCCGACCAGAGACCAGUUGGCCAGCGGCGCAAACCACUUGGUCGUAGACGGUCUCGCCUCCUCCGCCAGCACACUUGUCUGCCCAUUUCAGCACCACGCCAGCAAACCAGGCAAAAAGAUACUUAAGUACUCCCCGACCAAAGAGGACGAGCGCAUACGCCAAUCGCUCAAGCUACUCAAAACCGUCCGCGACGAUUUCCGCACUGCCGAUUAUGCCCAGAGCUUCAACUGGUCUGAGAUUUCUCAGGAAUAUAAUCGACUACAAAACAGCCACGCGCAUCUGCCAUCGCGCGAUCUGUUCCGGUCAAGGAGGCGUGCGGACUGCAAUAAUGUUGAUUUAUUUAUGGCCGACAAAAACGCUUAUGAGGAGGCGUACCAAAUGACAAACGGGUCUCUGCUGGUUUAUUGGUAUACUGAUUUGGACGCUGAUAAUAAUUGCCUGGCUACUUGCGUGUGGUCAAGCAGGGACAUUGCUCGAUCGGUCAACUCGUUGCCGGCGCACAAAGAGGCCGCUAGUUUGGCUGCCGGCUCGUAUGUGCAUUACCAUAUUGAUCGCUACCGUAUACAAUGGCGGACCGAAGACAAAUCAUUCGAUCUUACGCCAAUAUUCAAGUACGUCAAACUGUGCCGGCUCAAGCUCAUCGCAGACGACCACAGCGACGAGAAGUUCGCUCAGCGAGCAGUCAUUGAUUCUCGCGGAAACACGUGCAAAAACAUCAAGACAGUGCUAGAAACGCACUGUCCGCUUCUCACGGACCCCACAGCAGCAUCCAUGGUGCCCACGCCAUACUUAUGCGGUGGCAUGCUGCAGACAGCAUACUGCGUAAAUAUUGCUCUCAAGAGCACGCCGCAGUCAGAGAUCACAUACGACCGCGAAUCAAUGAUUAUGAGCGACAAGGGAACAAUGUCACUGGACUGGUACCCCGAGCGCCGCCCAGGCGCGCAGUGCACUCGGCCCAUUGUCAUUUUGAUACCCGGUGUCGGCGGAUCUUCCUACGAGCACCAUGUGCGCAGUAUGGCCAAGUUGCUGGCCACUGGGAACAAAAAGGGAUCCGGGCGCACGCCCCUGACAUCAAGCAAAAUCAACGGCGCUCAUGACACGGACGAUUUUGGCGACAUCGUGCAGCACAUCAUCAAAAGCUACCCAAACACUUUGCUUGUUGCCCUGGGGUUCUCAUUGGGCGCUAACAUUUUGACCAGGUACUUGGGCGAGCUCAAGGACAAGUCGCCAUUGGCUGCCGCGUCGCCCUGUGCUGCCCUUUUGACAUGGAGAUGCCGGGCGCUCGCUGGAUGCCAAGAGCUUUCUGAACGACAACGUUUUCAGCCCAACUUAGUUGCCUCAAUCAAGCGCUCCGUCGAGCGCAAUGCGGAUCUCAUUAGAUCCAGUGAUGUCGGAUAUGACGUGGACGCUGUUAUGCAGACCAAGCGCAUGUCUGAGAUCGACAGCUUGCUGAUUGCAAAAAAGUGCGGCUUCAAGAACUGCUGGGACUACUACAGGGCGGCGUCCAGCACCCAGUACAUACAGUAUAUACGGACGCCUUACCUGGCGAUCAACGCGCUGGACGACCCAGUCACGCCAUACAGGGGAAUACCACUCGACAUGUUUUCCCAGAACCCAUUCACAGCGCUGGUGCUGGCCAGGCACGGCGGCCAUUUGGGCUUCUUCAGCGGCAUCACGCCCAAGAUCUGGUACUUGGAGCCCAUCAAGGAGUACUUUGACGUGUUUGCAUUUAAAAGGAAUAGGUUGAAUUGA
Messenger RNA from Kickxella alabastrina, 1782 nucleotides. Its product is annotated as Alpha/Beta hydrolase protein. The transcript has 4 exons. The record is from RefSeq and is a predicted model, not a curated record. NCBI's taxonomy places the organism in Eukaryota, Fungi, Kickxellomycota, Kickxellomycetes, Kickxellales, Kickxellaceae. Gene Ontology annotation, molecular function: monoacylglycerol lipase activity; acetylesterase activity. Gene Ontology annotation, biological process: medium-chain fatty acid catabolic process; medium-chain fatty acid biosynthetic process. The coding region runs from base 1 to 1782 and encodes 593 amino acids.